Molecule: messenger RNA, 3224 nt
Organism: Rubroshorea leprosula
Lineage: Eukaryota; Viridiplantae; Streptophyta; Magnoliopsida; Malvales; Dipterocarpaceae
Source: the annotation of a GenBank genome assembly
GGUUGACGGCUGUGUCUUUCUCAUACUCUAAUAAUUCCGAUUACUCCUCCUCCUGCUCUCAUCGCCGCGAUUACUCCACCUAGGGUUUUGUCUCCGCCCAAUUCCGACGAUCCCAUGCCUUCUGCCCCUCCGUAAUCGGCUGGGGGCCCACCGUCCAAUGUCUCUCCUCCACUUCUCUGCCGUUGAUCCUCGUCUCUCCUCCAAGCGCAAGCUCGAUGAUUACUCCCCUAACUUCGACGAAGACGACGAUGACUCUACUUUAACCCACAGAAUGCGAAAAGACGAUCACCACCACCACCACCAUGAUACCAAUUACCAUGACACCAAUCACUCAAUCCACUACCCCCUUUCUUCAGCCGCCUCCGCCGCCACUGACCUUGCCUUCGAUUACCGCGCUUCCUGCUCCAGUUUUCCAUCUUUCUCUUCAACGUCGUCCUCCUCCUGGCUCCAAUUCUUCAUACGGAUGCUCUCCGAGGGGAAUACCAACGUUGUCCAUGCCGAUUCGAAGGAUACUGUGAAAUCCCUCCACGAGAAGAUUCAGGUCAUGACUGGAAUUCCUGUGUUCGAGCAGCGGCUUAUUUAUCGCGGCAAACAGCUGCAGUGGGAUCGGUCCCUUGCGGACUGUGGAAUUCAGAACGAUGCCAGUCUUCACCUUGUCGGCCGUAUGCGGUCCACCAACCACCCUCAGGCGUGGCAAGCCAUUGACGACGUGAUCUCCGCCGUCCGCCGCUUGUGCCGAGGUGACCUGGCCCCUGCUAAUCAAAAGUACGUCAAUGAAGGCCUGCAGAAGUUCUUCUCGCUGGUGCCGGAGGACGGUGACGAGUCUGCCCCUUCUCAUUUGCAGAUUUUUAUGACCUCGUCAGCUCCGGCGUUUCUGGUGAUGCUCUAUAUGUCUCCAAUUGGUGAAAACAAAAGGUGUGCGGAUGCUUCCAUUAAACUUUUCUUAAAUUCCUGCAAAACUUCACUAUCAAAACAUCUGCACGUUUAUUGCACGCCUGUGGUGUUAGAGUUUUGCAAGUUGGCUAGGAAGGUUGCUGAUGAGGAUAAUUUGUAUAAGUUGUGCCGGAGUACUCUGGGGUUCUUGUUGGAGAGUGCUGCUGAUGGCACUGUGGGGUUGAAGCGUGAACAGGAGGGCAAAGGCUUGCUCCUGAUACGAGAUAUUUUCCCUUUUGUCAGUGAGUUGGCUGAGACGUUGUCUAACGAUUUGAAGUCAAGUAUAGAGUCAGCCUUUCCCUUGCGCAUAGGGAUUCCCAGAGGGCCAACUUCAAGUGAUGUGUGUGAUUUUGUGUCCUUUUUGACUGGUUUGUGCUCUGCUAUUGAGAGUGCAGGAUUUCAGAUCCCCAUUUCUAUUGAGUCGCAGAAUAAGGAUUAUGAUGAUUCUGUCUAUCACCUCCAUGCCAUAUUUAAUGAUUUGUUGAAUAAAAUGGAUAAAUGCCUUGCUAGAGUGGAGGAAUGUUUGUCAGGACAAGAAAGUGGAGACGGAUGGCAUCAGUAUCUUGCCAUUUUGAAGGGACUGGAUGGCAUUUCAAAACUCUAUGAGGGUGCGGAAGAAAUGUUUUGGAUGGUCUUGAAGCCUAGGAAGUCUGCAUUGUGUGCUUUAAUUGUUAGAUAUGCAGGGCGAAAUGAUGAUUAUCGGUGGCUUUUUGAGCAUAAGGAUGUAAUUGAUUUUGAAUCUAGGAGGCAUUUGGCAAUGCAGAUGUUUCCAGAGGUAAAGGAAGAUUAUGAUGAGUUGCAUGAAAUGCUUAUUGACAGGUCUAAGUUGUUGGAAGAAUCUUUUGAAUACAUUGCUCGAGCAGAGACUGAGUCACUGCAUGCUGGUCUGUUUAUGGAAUUCAAAAAUGAAGAAGCUACAGGACCUGGUGUGCUGAGGGAGUGGUUUUUCUUGGUAUGCCAGGCUCUAUUCAAUCCAGAGAUUGCCCUUUUUUCGCAUUGCCCAAAUGAUCACAGACGGUUCUUUCCUAAUAAUGCAUCUAAGGUGCAUCACUUGCACCUUGAUUACUUCAAGUUUGCUGGUCGUGUGAUUGCUUUAGCCUUGAUGCAUAAAGUGCAAGUAGGUGUUGUCUUUGAUCGUAUCUUUUUCUUACAAUUGGCUGGAAUGCAUGUUUCUUUGGAAGAUAUCAAAGAGGCAGAUCCAUGUUUGUAUAGUAGCUACAAGCAGAUCCUCACUAUGGAUGCUGAUGCUAUUGAUUCAGAUGAUCUAGGAUUGACUUUUGUUAGAGAAGUUGAGGAGUUGGGAUCCAAGAAAGUUAUAGAGCUGCGUCCUGGUGGGAAAAGCAUUGCUGUGAAUAGCAGAAAUAGGCAGGAAUAUAUUGACCUUCUUAUUCGGCAUCAGUUUGUAACAUCUGUCUCUGAACAGGUAUCCCAUUUUGCACAAGGAUUUGCUGAUAUUCUUUCUAGCUCAAGAGACCAGAAGUAUUUUUUCAAAGCUUUGGAACUUGAAGAUCUAGAUGGGAUGCUAUAUGGAAGUGAAAGUGCCAUUGCUGUUGAAGAUUGGAAGGCAUACACUGAGUACAAUGGCUAUGGAGAAAAUGACCCUCAGAUAACCUGGUUCUGGAAGAUUGUUGGGAAGAUGUCUGUGGAGCAGAGAAAAGUGCUUCUCUUCUUUUGGACCUCAGUGAAAUAUCUUCCAAUUGAAGGUUUUCGUGGUUUGGCCUCAAAACUUCACAUUUAUAAUUCCCAAGAGCAAGACAACCUACUCCCUUCUUCUCAUACUUGCUUUUACCGACUGUGCUUGCCACCUUAUCCUUCCAUGGCUGUCAUGAAAGAUCGCCUUAAUGUUAUCACACAGGAGCAUAUAGGCUGCAGUUUUGGCACUUGGUAACACAUUAAUUGCAUUCUCAUUCGGUAUAAAGGAAAGUUUUUUUGACUGCACAUAUAAUUAUAACUUGUACAUGUUAUAGGGUAAAAUAUCAUCUGUUCUGUCAUUAGAGCAUGUAAGAAGGUGAUGGAAGUCAAAUUGUCUUUUCCUUUGUAAGGUGUCAUUGUGUUUUUGUUUUUUCAACUAUUUAUAAAUAAAUUAGGACUGGGGAAGAAAAAAAAUCCAUGGACUUGCCUAGAAUUAGCUAAGCUACAUGCCAUGCUUUCAUGUCGUGUGAAUGUGAUUACUGAGAUUAUGCAAUGACAUUCAGGACCACACAGAUUACUACCCCAUGUUUCUUUUCUUUCCCUUUGAUGGUGACCUUCUAUGUAUAUCGGAUUGUUCAAAAUAACAUGAUAUUUAGGUU